Messenger RNA from Geodia barretti, 2486 nucleotides. NCBI's taxonomy places the organism in Eukaryota, Metazoa, Porifera, Demospongiae, Tetractinellida, Geodiidae. The record is from the annotation of a GenBank genome assembly.
ACCGCCACAUGUACCUCAUGCCUACAAAGUCCAAGACCUGGUAAGUUUUUCCCACUCGCUCUGUGCCUUUUUUUGAGGUGUGAGGAGUGAUGAGAUGCGUGUCAAGGGACCGUAAGGAGUGCGACCUAUCGCUCCAGGCCCAGUGCCGGGGGCGAGGGAGCAUUUUGGCGGGAGGACCACCUAAUCUUCUCUCUGACCUCACACCUGGCGUAGCCACAGUGCCUGUAGCUCUAGCCUGUCCGUAUAUCUAAAUAUCUAGUCCUUCUCUCUCCCUCUUCCUCACAUCUCACUCUCUCAUUCGCUCAUUUGCUAACUCACUCACCCCGUUCGCCCAGUGUAUGAAUACUGACAGGCAUGGAGGAAGAGGAGAAGGAAGAGGUGAAGCUGGAAGUAAAGAAACAGAUUAAGUUUCUUCAGAGGUCGCUGAGUGUGCUGCCAUACAGUGCCAGGUCUUUGGAUGUCAACAGGAUGACCAUCCUAUUCUUCAGUGUAUGUGGACUAGACAUACUCAACUCCUUGGACACUGCACUCAGACCGUACGAGAGAGAACAGAUCAUUGAGUGGAUCUACUCCCAACAGGUGCUGCCACAGCACAUAGCAGGUCCCGACGCCUGCUGCGGAUUUCGUGGUGGUGGCUACCUCGGUGUUCCAUUUGACUCGACAAAGCACUCCAUGCCCGUCCCGUGUGACACUGCCCAUGUAGCCAUGACGUACACUGCUCUGGCAGUUCUGAUAAUGCUGGGAGACGACCUCUCUCGGAUCAACAGAUCUGCCAUCUCCAGGAGUCUUCGCAACCUGCAACGAGAAGAUGGCAGUUUCCAGUCGAUGCCGUUCUGUGGAGAGAACGACAUGAGAUUUGUCUACUCUGCGUCGUGUGUGUGCCACAUAUUGGACGAUUGGAGUGGGAUUGACGUCGAGAAGGCAGUGCAGUUCAUCCGGAGGAGUCAGGGUUAUGACUACGGAAUUGGGCAGAUGCCUCAUCUGGAGUCACAUGGAGGUUCGACGUUCUGUGCGGUGGCAUCACUGUCUCUGAUGGGGAGACUGGACUCAGCCUUCUCUCCCGAGGAGAGGAGAGGGCUGGCCAGGUGGUGUCUCCGACGUCAGGUGACCGGUUUCCAGGGACGACCAAACAAACCCUCCGACACAUGCUACUCUUUCUGGAUCGGAGCUUCUCUUGAGCUGCUGGGCUGGUUUCAGUACGUGAACAAAGAAUGGAACAGAGGUUUUCUGCUCUCUACACGGGGCAAAAUGGUCGGAGGGUUUGCCAAAUGGCCCGAGAGUCACCCAGACCCCCUCCACACGUGUCUGGGUCUAGCAGGGCUCUCUCUGAACGGGGAGCCUGGUCUGAACUCCCUCGACCCUCACCUCACUCUCACCAGGAGAGCUUCUGAAUGGAUGGACACACUCCACCGGAAAUGGAGAACUCAGAGUUAGCUGUAGAACACCGUUUCUUCUUUUCUUCUUUUCAAUCUGUAUUAUUAUUAGACAGGACGAUUCACAUUGAACUGUUGGGCAUCAAUUUUUUUCCUUUCUUUAUCAAAAAUAGGGCACACAAUUUUAUGGAGUUGUGACACAAUCGUAAUAGUCAAUCCCCUAGAAUAAUAAUAAUUAUUGGUCAACUGGCUGCUAGUUUCUCUGCCACAAAGUUAAAAACUCCAUUUCUUUCCGUGAGUUUGGAGUAGGACUCUAAGAUAUGGUAUAAUUGGCCAACUGUGACUUCCCUCUCGUGUAAGAGGGAUACAAUUUUUGCCUGUCCGUCAGAAAAUCUGCUGUCUCUGAAACUGUAGUAUUUUAUCGGUCGGCCCGCCAUUGUAGCCGCCAUCCAUUGCUGUAGCGUUUUUAACUCUCUGUCUCCGCCGAAUGCACCACAUCCCCAAUUUCCAGUCGCAACCGGUCUCAUAGCCCCACUGCCCCUGUCGUCUCCGGCGAUAACGAAACUGAAACCACAGUACGCCUUGUCUAGUUCCCUCACCAGUGUGGCCGCGUCGUAUUCGUCCUGAUCAGCAUACCCUUGUGGCACUGCAUCUAUAGCGACUAUACUAACACAUCUCAUGUUCCGUUCGUCUGUGGGGUUUUUGUCAGUGUGAGGCCCCGUGAACAAGAACCCAGAGCCGUAGCCACUGUACUCGGCAAAUUGCUCUGCCCCUCUAAUUAGGAUGGCUUCGUUGUCCAACAUGACCUCACAGAUGAGCAUGGAGACGAGGCACUCGGGGUUGAUGGAGAAUCUGAUCUCUUCCUGGACAUUUCCCAUUUCAAGCACACCUCCUCCGAUGUAUCUGUUGGCGAAAUCCACCUGCAGAUCACCGUGAGCGUCUUCAAUCAAUCCCUCUUCUUCACAGGAGAACUGCGACAGGGGGCGAUUGCAUUUCCCCCAGAGUACCUCCGGGUCUUGUUUCUCAAUCCCACGUCGCUCGAUGGAGAUUUUGAGGUCUAGAAACUCUCGCCUCCUCUCUGUCUCGGCUUGCCGUACGCGAUCAAAGUAGGCG